Messenger RNA from Etheostoma spectabile (orangethroat darter), 5137 nucleotides. It is a transcript of the gene nacc2, whose product is annotated as NACC family member 2. The transcript has 8 exons. Gene Ontology annotation, molecular function: protein binding; DNA-binding transcription factor activity, RNA polymerase II-specific; RNA polymerase II cis-regulatory region sequence-specific DNA binding. Lineage: Eukaryota; Metazoa; Chordata; Actinopteri; Perciformes; Percidae. Gene Ontology annotation, biological process: regulation of transcription by RNA polymerase II. The record is from RefSeq and is a predicted model, not a curated record. Bases 538 to 2322 code for a protein of 594 amino acids.
UUCGUGUGUCCGUAAAGGCGCACGAUAUGACCGAACACUGCUGACAGUCCAUUUUGCCGCUUAGACUACAGUAGGACAGUAUACCUACAGUAACCUGGCAGGUCCUACUAAAAUGUCUGCGUCUUUAAAAAGAACUAUUUGCCGAGUGGUGCAUGAUGUCAGGCUGCCUGCACUCUUCAUUUGAGCAGCGUUCACUUCCUGCAAAGGGAUAGAAGCGGGCAGAGAGAGAAAGAGAGAGUGGGAUAUAGAGAGAUGGGGGACGAGCAGCCAAGAUAGGACUGGAGUGAUAGAGUGAGCCAGCGGACGAGGGGAAACCGGGGCCUGCUUCUUUUUUUUUUUUUACACCCCGCAAACUUUAUAGGUUGUCCGAAGAGAAAGCCUGCCACAUCUGCGCCAGCUGACAGCCGCAGUUUAUGGAAUAGCGACAUAUAUCGGCUCGCUUUCUCACUCUGUCUCAGAGAUUUCUGAUGCCUCUCUCAGUGGCAGACUCUGCAGUAAAUAUCUGAAACCCCAUUUUCCUAUUCCUCUGCGGCCAACAUGUCCCAGCUGCUCCACGUGGAGAUCCCGAACUUUGGAGCUACAGUUCUGGGCUCCCUUAAUGAGCAGCGCCUGCUGGGACACUACUGCGAUGUAUCCAUCCUGGUCAAAGGUCAGGCUUUCAAAGCCCACCGGGCCGUUUUGGCUGCCAGCAGCCUCUACUUUCGUGACCUCUUCAGCAGCUCCACCAAGAGCCAGUUUGAGUUGCCCUCCUCAGUCACACCUGCUUGCUUUGAGCAGAUCCUCACUUUCUGCUAUACAGGGAAGCUAACAAUGGCAGCUAGUGAACAGCUGGUGGUCAUGUACACAGCUGGCUACCUCCAAAUUCAGCAUAUAGUUGAAAGAGGCAUGGACCUAAUGUUCAAGGCAAACUCACCUCACUGUGACUCGCAAACAGCAGGGUCUUUAGAGGAAACAGGAUCCGAGCCGCAGAGUCCUUGUAAUAAUGGUAACGGCCUAGCGGUGGCUGCCCUUUUGGGAACCCCGGGCUGGUCUCCAUCCCUACUCAUGCCACCACGUAAGAUUAAACUAGAAGGGGGUGACCCAACACCCUUGACAAUACCUUUAAUGCAAAGCAAGAUUUCUUCUUCGGAGUUUGGGAGUCGUCUGGCGAGGGGCGGUUCACUGUUUUACACGACAGCUGGUGGGACCCCCAUCCCCGGUAUGCCUCCAUAUCACCUUCAAGGGGCCGGUGGGGGUGGAGCAGGAGGAGGAGCAGGAGUUGAAAGGUCCAGUCCUGGAGCAUCCAGCCUGCCAACCACUGACAGUCCUACAUCCUACCAGAAUGAGGAUGAGGAGUUUGAGGAAGAGCCCUGUGAUGGGAUCACAGAAGAUGCCUACAGUCAUCUCUAUGGACGUUUAGCUAACCCUUACGGGAUCCAGGACAAGCCAGAGAUGGCAGCGAUGCCCUUGGCCUUGGAGAGCCGCAACUGUGUGCUGAUCCGCAGGGACCUGGUGGCACUGCCUGCAAGCCUCAUCAGCCAGAUAGGCUACCGCUGCCACCCUAAGCUCUACACUGAGGGGGACCCGGGGGAGAAGCUGGAAUUGGUAGCUGGUACACAGGUGUUCAUGACCCGAGGACAGCUGAUGAAUUGUCAUCUAUGUGCUGGUAUCAAACACAAAGUCUUGCUUCGCCGUCUGCUAGCCACGUUCUUUGAUAGAAACACUUUAGCCAAUAGCUGCGGGACAGGUAUCCGUUCUUCAACUAGUGACCCCAGUAGGAAACCCCUGGACAGCAGGGUCCUCAACGCUGUCAAACUCUACUGUCAAAAUUUCAACCCUAACUUCAAGGAGAGUGAAAUGAAUGUGAUUGCUGCUGACAUGUGCACAAAUGCAAGGCGUGUCCGCAAGCGAUGGUUGCCCAAGAUCAAAUCCAUGCUGCCUGAUGGCAUGGAGGUGUACCGUGCAGGAAUGGGCAUGGGUGCUGCUGUGGGUCUGGGCCUGGCACUGGGUGCCUCUCAACCAGGAGUACCCCUCCCCUUUGAGCCUGAGUUCAAGGCGCUAGAGCAAAGGUUGUAUCCAGAUCGUAAGAACCCUCUCAGGACUCACCCACCACUGACAGAGGGUAGCCCUGGCCCGGGGGCAGCUGCAGCAGAGGCAGAAGGUGAAGGAGUAGUCCAGGAGGAACAGGAGGAAGAGGAAGAUGAAUCUGGGUUAGAAGGUGUAGACGGAUCACUGGGGGCGCCAACUUUGAUCCCAGGAGCUGAGGCAGGCAAUAGUGGUGACACGCCGCCUGAGCAGGAAGUGGAAGGUUUUGGACAAGGUUUGAGGGUGAACGGACAGUGAAUGUCCCUUUGGGCUGCCUCUGACAUUGUGAAAUCUGUAUAACACCGCAUUUUCUUUUGCUUGCUCUCUAACUCUAACAUCUCGUCUACCACUUUUUCUUCUCCUCUGUGCUUCCUCGACAGGAAUUUUUCAGCACAAUAAGCUGCGCUCGUAGAUCUAACUAUACUGGAAUUUGUAACACAUGCAUGUGCACAUAUGUGCUUGUGUGCACGCAUACUUACUGCUAGUGGAAAUAGAUCACUCAUAGUAGCAGUAGACACAGGCAUGGCAUUAGCACAAUAAGAAAAUCAACCCUUUCUGCUCCAACCUUUUCUUAGUAUAUUCAGUAUUUACUUAGGAUGAAUUCACAAAGAAUGGAUUGCAGCCGCAGCACAGUUUGGGGUGCCUUUCACCCUUUAACCGGUGCUUUUAUCAAUUACACAAUUUCUGUCUGUUGUAUUAAGGCAGGUUUAGUGACUGCAAAAGCCACGCAAUCCCUUUUUUGAAUUUGCCCAUUAGUAUUUUGGCACCCGCAGCAAUAAUACAAAGGUCUGAUAGCAGAACAACUGGCUGCAAUGAUUUACCAUAUUUCAUUGCAAAACAAAAGAAACUGCUGCUUUGCAAGUACUUUAUUGAGUGUGGUAUUAUGGUCUGUAAAAUGAUGUAAAAAUCUGAAAAUACCCCGUUUACCCCAUUAAAUAGUCUGCUUAUUUUGCUGUAUGAUAAAUAUGUAUAAAUAUACAGUAUAUAACGAAGAAUGUAUUAUAACUAAAGGUCAAGUAGUGCCAUGAUACAGAACAAUUUUCCUUUCAAACAUUACGUCACUUUUUAGGAUAAAGACGAGGAAAACUUUUUCUGCUAAAGACUUCUCAACAAUCCUACAAAUAAUCUAUUACAUGGCGUUGUGUUUUCAUGCAUAUUUGCCCGGGACAAAUUGGGUUAAGUUGUCAAUGUGAUGCCUGUGUCUGCUCCAGACCGCCCCUCCCAACUACACACACAUACAGAUCCACACACACGUGCACACAUUUCUCACCUUAUGAUACUUGGCCUUUAAUAGCUGCACCGAUGUAUUAAAAAUACAUUGUCCAAAAGAAAUGUAACAACGCUUUUUAUCUUUGAAAAAAUCCUUUUGAAUUACAUCAUUCUGUCUUGGUGAUACAGAGAGACAUGAACAAGAACAUGCACUAAAAUCCCAGCUUGCAUGCAUGAAUACAAACAAUGAAUACAGAGAAUCAUUAAAAACAACAAGCCACAAACCUGCAUCUAAAUAAGAAAACAGCUACUGUUGCCUCGAGAUAUGCCAUUAAAGAACUUUUUUUCCACUUCUCACUGGGAUCUGACAUCAGUCUGACACAUGCUAGAACUGACUUGGUAUCGACUGCGUUUGACACAGUACCAAUCGGAUUUUCUUUUUUAACUAUGGAUCGUGCUGUCACCAUGAGUAGAGGAGACUGAAUGUAUGGAGUGGUAAGAGGAAGUGCACUACACUGAGUGGUAGAAGAAAGAAGCACUGUUUCACUUUGAUGUGAUGGUGUGAUUGGCACCAAGACUACAUAGUCCUGCUUCCAUCCUGUUUAUUUUUUCUGGGCGGGUUGGGGGGUAAAUUAUUGAAUAAAACUUGUAAGAGCAAUUUCUGCUGGCUUAUUGAAUUUGCACUCAAAAAUGUUAACGGGUGGGAAAACUAAGGAGUUUGGCAAUAUGUGACUGUACUAAAGACUGAGAAUGUUCUCCACAUCCCCCUGAUUGUUUAUUUGAUGGGGAGAUUUUGGUUUUAGAAAUGAAAAAUUUGGUCCUUGUGAAGAUAACUAUUUCAAAAUUUUGGAAGGGGCGAAGUGAGGCAAUGUCAAACAGGGACUUAAACCUCUAUUUGUCAUACUCAUUUUCUUUUUUGAUAUCUGUUUUCAUGCUUUCUGCCAUGCAUAGGGACACAGUCCAGACAGCAUUCCUUUCCUGUUUUGUGCAUUGAUUUUAAGAGAUACAUGUAUGUUUUUCAAACGCACAUUUAAUCACAUGGUGUUAUGGCAAAAUUAAUCAGACUUUUUCCACUGCAAAGAAUUAUAGCGUAAGCUAACAACCAAGCAAAAAUAUACAGUAUAUGCCCCUGAUAUAUUUGAUCUGUUUGUUUAUGCUUCAGUGCUGGGCCACCUUAAAGGUUUUAAUCUUGUUUUUGAUUCUCUAGGAGAAGCUUUAAGAUGGUCCUGCCCAAGAAACACAGGGUUAUAAUUGCACUAGGUAAUAAUAAUAAUGACGUUUACAGUAUCUAGUUUUUUUUCUUUUGGAAGAAAUGUGAUCCACGAUAAAACAAGGCUGUGAUAGAAUGGCUGAUGUGAAGAAUGAAUGUAAACUGUAGCACUGCUUUGCCGAAGGGUCCAAGCCUUGAUUGAAUAUAGUCAAAAAUGGUCAAGACUCGCUUUUUUCUCAAUUGUAAACUCAUACUCAUACUAAAAAAAAAUGGGCCGUAAUAUAGCAUUAUGAUGAUGUUCAAACCUAAAGCUUUAGUGAUUUAGGGAUUUUUAAACUGGUCUUCCAAAUUUGUAAACACCAGGGAGUAUUUUGAAAACUGAGCGAGGUUCGAGUACAGGCUUUUAUAACUCUAUUGUUUAUUCUAUUUUUAUCCCAACGAGCUCCUCAUUUUUUAGAUAUUUUGAUAGUUAUGUUUGUCUCUAAUGUUGAAAUGACAUAUAUACGUAUGUGUUCACAAAACAGAGAGAUCAUGACAUUUUCUUUAUAGACUUCACAAAUAAUUUAUUUAUCUCACUUUUAAUUUAUUAAGAUUCAGUUCCUAAAGUGGUUCUUGUAAGAAAAAUAAAGAUAUUCAGUUGUUUAUUGGAACCAC